GGUUAUCUGCAAGGUAAAGACUAGAGAGAUAUUAAAGGUCAAAGGAACAAGAGAACAGAAGAGGAGCAGGGAAGAGAGAGAUGGGAAGAGAGAGUAGUAAUGAAUGGGAGGAUGAACCUCUAACACCGGCGGGGAGGCUGUUCGCGCAACCGGAGAUGAGGCAAAUAAUCCACUGCGUAGUUGGAACCAAGAACCCUUUCGACAUCGACUCCGUCAAAUCUGAGCUCCGGAAGUCCGCCAUGCUCCAACACCCGCGGUUCACCAGUCUCUUAGUCCGCGACCACCGCGGCAGGGAGCACUGGCGCCCCACCCAAGUUGACAUCGAGCGCCACGUCCUCAUCAUCGACCGCCCUCUCUCCGACGCCGACCACGACUCAGCCGUCAACUCCUAUCUUGCCGAUUUGUCAACGGAGGGACUCAGCAUGGAGAAACCCUUGUGGGAACUCCACAUCCUGAUGGCUCACAAUUGCGCCAUCUUCCGAAUCCACCACUCCCUUGGCGACGGCAUCUCCUUGAUGUCUAUGCUCCUCGCCUGCUGUAGGAAGCUCCACGAUCCACACUCUGUCCCCACCAUAGCCUCUUCUUCUUCUUCUUCUUCUUCUUCUUCUUCCUCCUCUCGCUCUCGCAACACCACCUGGCCGAAUAUUCUUUGGAAUCUUGCGGUUACCUUCUGGUUUUGCUUGGUCUUUGCCCUAGAGUUCAUCCUGCGGUGUCUGUGUGUUCGUGACCGCAAAACUCCGCUCAGCGGCGGCGCCGGCGUUGAGUUGUGGCCCAGGAAGAUUGCUACUGCCUCCUUUUCCCUCCAAGACAUGAAGACCGUCAAGACGGCUGUUCCCACUGCGACCAUAAAUGAUGUUCUAUUUGCUGUUAUAUCAUCUGGGAUAUCAAGAUAUUUGGAUUUCCGAGCACCCAAUGGGGUGCAAGAGGGGAUUCAGCUAACAGGUUUAGCUAUGGUUAAUCUGAGAAAACAGCCAGGACUGCAGGAACUAUCCAAUCUGAUGAAAAGCAAUUCAGGAGCAAGGUGGGGUAACAAAUUCGGUAUGCUUCUCCUGCCUGUAUAUUAUCACAGAAGCAACAAUUCAGAUCCUCUAGCAUAUCUCAAGAGAGCUAAAGCAAUGAUCGACCGAAAGAAACAGUCUUUGGAGGCCCAUUUCUCAUACAAAGUUGGAGAUUUAGUAAUGUCAACUCUUGGUCCAAAGUUUGCUAGCUGGCUAAAUUACCGGAUUCUCUGUAACACUACCUUCACAAUCUCAAACGUGGUCGGACCGCAAGAAGAUAUCAUGAUGGUAGAAAAUCCAGUAACAUACUUGCGGGCAAAUAAUUCUGCCUUGCCUCAUGCACUCAUUUUGAAUAUGGUGAGCUAUGCCGGACGGGCAGACAUGCAAGUUCAGGUAGCCAAAGACAUUAUUCCCGACCCAGAGUUUCUUGCCAAGUGCUUUGAAGAUGCUUUACUCGAAAUGAAGGAGCAGGUUACGGCCAAAAUCUAAGAUGCAAAUUAGUCGCUUUUGUAAUUUGUUGAAUUUGUCAGCAAAUGCAGACCUUGUGAUGGAUAUAUAAUAAUAUAAAUACGAAAAAAUAUAUAUAUGACAAAAUACAUGACAAAGAAUGAAUUGUUUUUCUUA
Molecule: messenger RNA, 1622 nt
Organism: Arachis duranensis
Lineage: Eukaryota; Viridiplantae; Streptophyta; Magnoliopsida; Fabales; Fabaceae
Product: wax ester synthase/diacylglycerol acyltransferase 5
Exons: 6
Coding region: 81-1487 (468 amino acids)
Biological process (GO): triglyceride biosynthetic process
Cellular component (GO): plasma membrane
Molecular function (GO): long-chain-alcohol O-fatty-acyltransferase activity; diacylglycerol O-acyltransferase activity
Source: RefSeq, a predicted model, not a curated record